Messenger RNA from Meloidogyne enterolobii, 1801 nucleotides. The record is from the annotation of a GenBank genome assembly. Lineage: Eukaryota; Metazoa; Nematoda; Chromadorea; Rhabditida; Meloidogynidae.
UUUUUAGUUGACGGGACCUGAUAUCCGAAUAUUUCCCGGGAUAUGCCCUGCAGGCGUUAAGGGGUUGGCAAAGCUGACAAGGGCUGGCAAAUCUGUCACCUAUGGCAGGACGGGAGCGAUUGAGAAAGAGGAUGGAUGGGUCGGGUUUUAAAAUUUUUCUUGGAUCGAGUUUAGCGGCUAAAAUAGACCAGACUUCGGUUAUUGGGUAAUCCGUCCAAUCCCAAUCGCCUACGCUGGUUUUUAAUCCCAGGGGCAUCAUAGCGUAUUUUCUUAUCAUCUCAUGAAUUAAAAUUUGCUUUAUUAAUCUCACUUAAAGUUGAUCUUUUUGAUUUUAAAAAUUGCUAGGGAACACAGUAUUUAGAGAAAAAGAACGCUUUCACUAUCUCUAUCGUCUUUUACUUCCCAUUAACUAUUUUAUUUUAUAUUUUUAAUUUAUUUUUGUGAGAAUAGGCUGGGAAUAACGACCAGGGACGGUCUUACCACUUAUGUGGUAUUAAAUUUUUGGGAUGGGGAGAGUCCGGAAUCUCCCUUAAAGUUUGAUAAUUUAGUCUUGAGAUGUUUACCGGCUUUAUUUUUAUCGGAAAAUGGAUUUUUUGCAUUACUGAUACUGGUAGUGUACCGAACAGUCCCAGUACUGCUCAGAGUCGGUCGGAAUUCUGAUUUAUAAUUUCUGAUCUAUUUCUAGUUUCCUGCACAUUCGUCUAUUUAUUCUAACCGACUCUCGGUACCAUCUGCUACCAAAGUUUCUAAAAUCUCAUCGGUCCGUUCUGAUACCUGAACUACCGACCAGCCGUUCCAAUCCCGGUACUUUAACGCUAAGAAUUUGUUGAUUUUCUGGGUUUUCCUGGAUAUAUUUAAAGAAACGAAAAAACGAGUAACUAUAUCUUUUGCUAUGUUUUCUCUGCAUUUGUUUGCUUCCCUUCUAAUUUUUUAUAUUAACAUUCGCAUAUAAUUUUUCAACAGAACAGUUUCAUCUGCGACAAAAGUGGUCUCACUAACUACUGAUCAGAAUUUUUGGGACGGGGAGAGUCCGGAAUCUCCCUAAACGAGAUGGUGAAGUUAGUAUUGGGGGUUAUACGUUUAGUGUAGUAGUAGUAGUAUUUUUCUGUACCAGUGUUGGUUAGUACUGUAAACUCCAUAAUCUCCAGUACGGGUCCGUUACCUUUCUACCGUUAUCUACCGCAGUACCGAACUUUAUGGCAUUAAAUAAUUUUUGUUGAUUUUCUGGGUUUUCUAGGUAUACAUAGAGAAGCGAGAAAACUAGUAAGUAUGUGUACCUUGUAUGUUUCUCUGCAUCUUUUUGCUUCCCUUCUAAUUUUUAACAUUACCAUUCACAUAUAAUUUUUCACAGAACGACUUAAAAUGUAAAAAGUUGUAGGACCCACCUACUUAAGAAUUUUUGGGACGGGGAGAGUCCGGAAUCUCCCUCAAUUUUAUGUACCUAUUGAAAUUGGAUUUGUCAGGAAAAUGCUAUAUUAGCCCGAAUAAGGCCCCAUGUGCCUUAUUAUCAGGGAUACCCUUCAUCAUGGUCGGGUUUUAUCAUAGAACUUUCUCUAUUGAGACCACCCUUCUAUCACCCCUCUGCCGCUCCUCAACCUCCACCCCUCUAUAUGUACCACUCCUCUAUACUACCCUACCACCCCUAUAUGGUACGGGGGAAGGAGGGGUCUUUAUUACAAGACUCUCUAUUAGAGCCCUUUUCUAUUACAGGACUGGGGACUCCUUUAUAGGAAAUACGGUAUGUUAUCAUUUCAAAAAUCAUAACGUCAUUUUACGCAAAAAUAUUUGCUUCUUUUUUUAA